Pseudozyma flocculosa PF-1 is the source of this 2508-nucleotide messenger RNA. RefSeq lists its product as uncharacterized. The transcript is spliced from 4 exons. Bases 1 to 2508 code for a protein of 835 amino acids. NCBI's taxonomy places the organism in Eukaryota, Fungi, Basidiomycota, Ustilaginomycetes, Ustilaginales, Ustilaginaceae. The record is from RefSeq and is a predicted model, not a curated record. Gene Ontology annotation, molecular function: DNA binding.
AUGAGCACCAUCAACAAGGGCACGUUCCAAGGCUACGUGUCUUCGACGCAGGAUGCCCUGCUCAUCUUCGAGGCCGUUCGCCGAGGCAUCAUGCCGAAGAUCACCCGCCGCCUGCGCGAGGACGAGAGGGGCCUGAUCAAGAGCGGGACCGUCUUUGUCUUCGACGAGCGCGAAUCGGGCAUCAAGAGGUGGACCGACGGCCUCCUCUGGAGCCCGAGCAGGAUCCUGAUGAACUUCCUGGUCUAUCGCCAGAUCGAUCGAAAGUCGGUGCGGCCUCCCCCGGAUCAGCCGGCCUUCGCCACAUCCCAGCCAGGUUUCCCGCUGCCGAGCGCACCGAUAGAGUCCUCGCUCUCCAACUCAGCACAGGGCAACGGGCUGCGGCCGUUCGGGAUGUCGCACUCGGGCAGCCUCGAGGAGGCCGGAAUGGUGGGCUCGCUCGCUCCGUACGCCGCCUCGUCCAAUCCGGGUCUCUCGACCUCGUCGUCGUCGCUAAGCGCCUACCACGAUACCAGCAGCGGACUUUCGGCAGCAUACACGACACAGGCGCAGGCGGCAGCCGGCAUGGUCGUCCCCGCUGCAGCACCGACGGCUGCCAGCCGCAGGGACAAUGAGCUCGAGAGGAGCCUCGUGGGCAGCCUCACCAACAGCUACCCGUUCCUCAAGGACGGCCUGUGCAAGAAGACCAUCUCGAUCCAGGUUGAGGGCUCGACGCAGCACCUCAUCUCGUACUACACGGUCGAGGAUGUGCGCUCGGGCAGGCUGCGAACGCCUUCGUCGCUGCCAGAGAUUGCGGCGCUCUGCAUCUCGCCGAUCUUCCUCAACAAGUCCAACUUCCGCAACCCGCCGCACAUCGAGUACGGCCCGGACGGCAUCCCGCGAUACCGCGGCGAUGCUUCGGACGGUGCAUCGAGUCGUCUGCCGGGUCACCACUCUGGCAGCGAGGGGACCUCCUCUGGCAGCGAUUCGCGGGAUGCCCGAAGCCUGCACAGCCCCGGGAGCGCCAUGGCGCUGUACUCGCCCUCGAUCGCCUCGGACGGCUCGCAGCAGAUGGAUGCGUACUUCAGGCACGCCCACCAGAUUGGCGGCUCGGGCUCCCUGACGACGACCGCGGCCUCUUCGGGCGCCUCCUACCCGGGCCACCGGAGGGCUUCGGACGCGCAGCUCCGCCGCAGCUCCAGCCGAUACGAGCCGUACGCGGUCGCUGGCCACUACGGCCACAGUUCGACCAGCUCGCCCUAUUUCAGUCCGACGGGCACGCCGUACUACCAGUCGCCGGGUGGGCACCCGGCCACGUCGGCGCUGAGCCGCAAGGGCUCCAACGCCUCAGUCUCGGCACGCAGCUGGACCAUGUCCAAUGCCGGACAGUCGUCGAGCCCAGGCCAGGCCGUGACGCCGCUCAACUUCCCUAGCACAGUCAACCAGGGAUCCUCGCUCUUCGGCUCGCAUCACGGCGACUCGACCAACCUCUACGACGCCGCCUCUUCGUCCGAGUCGCUCUACCCGGUGGCGUCCGGUGGUGCGGCAGCGAGCUCGGGCCUCGACCAGAACCAGCAGUCGGCGUCAUCCUCGGUCGCGUUCCCCCUGCGCUUGCCGCCAUCUUACUCUUCCGACACGACGGCGACUGCGACCGUGGCAGCGUCGCAGCACUCUGCCCUCGGGACAGCGUCGAGCAGGACAGAUGCGACCGCGAGCAACGGGCAGACCAACAGCACCUUCAGCUGGACGCGCCCGUACCGGGGCAGCUGGGACUCGGCGCAGACGACGGCUCCCGCUGCCGGCGCAGAAGGCUACGCUCAGGACUUUCAUCCCCCUCCUCCUGCCACGAGCCAAGGCUUGACGGCACUCUCGCUGUACUCGCAGAGCGGUCUGGGCAGCUCGCGCAUCACCACCGCCGAAGAGGCACAGCCGUCGCCGCCGCCGACCAGCUCGUCGUACAGCAGCCACCACUCGUUGAUGGGGCAGGCCAACACGCACGCCAGCCUGUCGGCCAACCACUCGGCGGCCAUCGAGACGUCGUUUUCCCACCGCAGCCACAGCGAGAGCCUGGCGCACGCGCUCGACGAGCACCGCAAGCCGUCGUCGAGCAGCUACGGAUCGAGCUACCACAUGCCGCCGCCAUCGGCGCCGGCGACGAGGUGGCAAGCGACGCAGGACCAGUUCGACUCCGACCAGGCCGGCGUCUUUUCUUCGGGCACCUCGCUCGUCGGCAGCCGAGGCGAGCUGGGCGAAUCGACCCACUCGCUCGGCAGCAUGAGCUUCCAUGCCGAUGGGAGCCGGCCGCAGCACUCUCUCUGGCCAUCCGAGGGCGACACGGCCGACGACUCCACGGCGAUCAAGCGGGAGGAGAUCUGGGACCUGGGCAGCGAAGACGCCGCACCGGCGCGCUCGCGAUUCGACGCCCAGGAGGCAGCGGGAGGCCAGGCAAGGCGGGACGACGUCGACUCGAACGCGGCGGGAUCGAGAGAUGCUGGUCUUGAGAGGGUCGUCCUCACCAAGCCGGCAAUUUGA